Molecule: messenger RNA, 2318 nt
Organism: Fulmarus glacialis (Northern fulmar)
Lineage: Eukaryota; Metazoa; Chordata; Aves; Procellariiformes; Procellariidae
Gene: FGFR3
Product: fibroblast growth factor receptor 3
Exons: 16
Biological process (GO): positive regulation of MAPK cascade; positive regulation of kinase activity; fibroblast growth factor receptor signaling pathway
Cellular component (GO): membrane; signaling receptor complex
Molecular function (GO): ATP binding; fibroblast growth factor receptor activity; fibroblast growth factor binding
Source: RefSeq, a predicted model, not a curated record
AAUACUUGAGGAGCGAGACCGCCUUUCUGGAAGAGUUGGUGUUUGGAAGUGGAGAUACCAUUGAACUUUCCUGUAACACCCAAGGCUCUUCUGUGUCUGUUUUCUGGUUUAAAGAUGGUAUCGGGAUUGCACCUACCAACAGAACUCAUAUUGGACAAAAACUGUUGAAGAUAAUCAAUGUGUCAUAUGAUGACUCGGGGCUGUACAGUUGCAAGCCAAGGCAUUCCAACGAGGUCCUGGGAAACUUUACAGUCAGAGUUACAGAUUCCCCUUCAUCGGGUGAUGAUGAAGAUGACGACGAUGAGUCAGAAGAUACAGGUGUCCCCUUCUGGACCCGGCCAGAUAAGAUGGAGAAGAAGCUGCUGGCAGUUCCCGCUGCCAACACCGUUCGCUUCCGAUGUCCGGCGGGUGGAAACCCAACUCCUUCCAUCUACUGGCUGAAAAACGGCAAGGAGUUCAAGGGAGAGCAUAGGAUUGGGGGCAUCAAGUUGCGACACCAGCAGUGGAGCUUGGUGAUGGAGAGUGUUGUGCCGUCAGACCGAGGAAAUUACACCUGUGUUGUGGAGAACAAAUACGGCAAUAUUAGGCACACGUAUCAGCUUGAUGUAUUAGAAAGGUCGCCCCACCGACCAAUCCUACAAGCGGGGCUCCCUGCCAACCAGACUGUGGUGGUAGGGAGCAAUGUGGAGUUUCACUGCAAGGUCUACAGCGAUGCCCAGCCUCACAUCCAGUGGCUGAAACACGUGGAAGUCAACGGCAGCAAAUACGGACCUGAUGGGACACCCUAUGUCACAGUGCUGAAGACGGCAGGUGUUAACACAACGGAUAAGGAGCUAGAGAUUCUGUACUUGCGAAAUGUUACUUUUGAGGAUGCUGGGGAAUAUACUUGUCUCGCAGGGAAUUCUAUUGGGUUCUCACAUCACUCUGCUUGGCUGACGGUGCUACCAGCAGAGGAGCUCAUGGAAAUGGAUGAUUCGGGCUCAGUGUACGCUGGCAUUCUCAGUUACGGCACUGGCUUUGUUCUCUUCAUCCUCGUGCUGGUCAUUGUGAUUAUCUGCAGGAUGAAAAUGCCAAACAAAAAAGCCAUGAACACCCCCACUGUACAGAAAGUCUCCAAAUUUCCGCUCAAGAGACAGGUGUCGUUGGAGUCCAACUCUUCCAUGAAUUCCAACACGCCCCUGGUCCGGAUCACGCGUCUCUCCUCCAGCGACGGGCCGAUGCUGGCCAACGUCUCUGAGCUGGAACUGCCUCCUGAUCCCAAGUGGGAAUUGGCACGCUCUCGCCUGACCCUGGGGAAGCCACUCGGCGAGGGGUGUUUUGGCCAAGUGGUGAUGGCAGAAGCGAUUGGGAUUGAUAAGGACAAGCCAAACAAGGCCAUCACAGUGGCUGUCAAGAUGUUAAAAGACGAUGCCACAGACAAGGACCUUUCCGACCUGGUCUCUGAGAUGGAAAUGAUGAAAAUGAUUGGGAAGCACAAAAACAUUAUUAACCUCCUUGGUGCCUGCACGCAGGAUGGACCGCUCUACGUGUUGGUGGAAUACGCGUCAAAGGGGAACUUGCGGGAAUACCUCAGGGCACGUCGCCCACCUGGCAUGGACUAUUCCUUUGACACCUGCAAGCUGCCAGAGGAGCAGUUGACAUUUAAAGACCUGGUUUCCUGCGCCUACCAGGUGGCCCGUGGCAUGGAGUACUUGGCAUCUCAGAAAUGCAUUCAUCGUGACUUGGCAGCCAGGAACGUGUUAGUCACUGAAGACAAUGUGAUGAAAAUAGCUGAUUUUGGCCUUGCUAGAGACGUUCACAACAUCGACUAUUACAAGAAGACCACCAAUGGUCGGCUGCCUGUGAAAUGGAUGGCUCCAGAAGCCUUGUUUGACCGGGUCUAUACUCACCAGAGCGAUGUCUGGUCUUUUGGAGUGCUACUAUGGGAGAUCUUCACUUUGGGAGGGUCUCCAUACCCGGGAAUUCCCGUUGAGGAACUCUUCAAACUCUUGAAGGAAGGCCAUCGGAUGGACAAACCUGCAAACUGCACCCAUGAUUUGUACAUGAUCAUGCGGGAGUGCUGGCACGCCGUCCCAUCGCAGCGGCCCACCUUCAAGCAGCUGGUGGAAGACCUGGACAGGGUCCUCACCGUGACGUCCACCGAUGAGUACCUGGACCUCUCGGUGCCCUUCGAGCAGUACUCGCCGGCCGGCCAGGACACCCACAGCACCUGCUCCUCGGGGGACGACUCGGUCUUUGCACAUGACCUGCUGCCCGACGAGCCCUGUCUGCCCAAGCACCCCCCCUGCAACGGUGUCAUCCGGACGUGAGGGCACCCC